Molecule: messenger RNA, 1098 nt
Organism: Periophthalmus magnuspinnatus
Lineage: Eukaryota; Metazoa; Chordata; Actinopteri; Gobiiformes; Gobiidae
Gene: dazap2
Product: DAZ associated protein 2
Exons: 4
Coding region: 116-622 (168 amino acids)
Source: RefSeq, a predicted model, not a curated record
CAAAAACACGAAAACAAGGAAGUGCGUGACAUAAAGCAGUCGAACCGUCUGAGGCCGCACAACAUACGCAGAAUCCAGUUUUUACGCAGAUUUCCUCCAAAACCACCACGACACGAUGAACAACAAAGGUUCCUAUCCACAGCAGACUGUGUACCCUCAGCAGAGCACUGCUCCUGCUUACCCUCCUGCUAUGCAAAUGUCUCCUCAGGCCCCUCCUUACACAGAUGCUCCACCUGCAUAUACAGAUAUAUACCAGCACAGAUACGUGCUUCCCCCGCAGGUGCCUGGACAGGCUCCCAUGUCCUCUCCAUACGCUGGAGCUCAGAUGUUCAUGCCUCUGCAGCAGCCCAUGGGUGUGGGGCAUGUGGGGCAGAAUGUGCCCAUGGCUUAUUACCCAAUAGGAGCAAUGUACCCCCCUGGCUCCACUGUGAUGGUGGAGGGGGGCUAUGACGCGGGGGCGCGUUUCGGUGCAGGCAGCAGUGCUUCUAUCCCACCUCCACCUCCCGGACACCCUCCCAAUGCGGCACAGUUGGCUGCGAUGCAAGGGGCUAACAUGGUCAUGACGCAGCGCAAGAAUAACUUCUUCUUGGGUGGCUCCAAUGGAGGUUACACCAUCUGGUAACAGCAGCUCUGCCCCAUGUCCCAGCGCCCCAGUUCUUCCUGUAUCGUUUAUGGUUAAGGCUGCUUGUUCAUGCCACAACACUGAGUUCACAUAAGGAAUGUACUAUAAGCCCAUGUAAAAGGUACAGUACUCCACUUCACUAAAGAACAGAAAUAAGGCCUGUAGAAACCAGUGUGAAGUAAAAGCAACUCCUGCAUUCUGUAAAUGUGAUAAAAUGUUUGUAUAUCCAAUAGCAUUACAUGUGUUAGUACUUAGCUGCUUUAUGAUACAGUCUAAAUGCAUCUACAAAAUGAAACAUACACACUUAGAAAAUGACUGUAAUUUUUCUAAUUUUAGUUUAGUGCAAUACUAGCUGUGAAGUGGUAAGUGUAAGUACUAAUGGGAAGUAUAGAUCGAAUUUUUAAAAAUCUGUAUCAUCCUUAAGUGUCAAUGAUGUUUGUACAAGACCCUAAUUACAAUAAAAAUGUUGUUAUCAA